This is a messenger RNA of Mizuhopecten yessoensis (Yesso scallop), 1516 nucleotides long. Its product is annotated as nucleoside diphosphate-linked moiety X motif 17-like. The transcript has 8 exons. Lineage: Eukaryota; Metazoa; Mollusca; Bivalvia; Pectinida; Pectinidae. The coding region runs from base 100 to 1056 and encodes 318 amino acids. Gene Ontology annotation, biological process: NADP+ catabolic process; NAD+ catabolic process. Gene Ontology annotation, cellular component: cytosol. The record is from RefSeq and is a predicted model, not a curated record. Gene Ontology annotation, molecular function: NADH pyrophosphatase activity.
UAUCGACCAACAUCUAUUAAGACUCAUAUUACGCAGCUGUUGCCUUUUGUGUGAUACUCUGCUUCCUACCUUACUAAACCGCUAAGAAUUCCUAACACGAUGUCAUCGAAACAGAACAGAAUGGCUGCUAGUGGAAGAAUUUUGGUUUACUUGAAACGAAAGGGACACGAUCACACACCGACGAUUGCCAAGUUUACACAGAGUGUUUUGGACUGUUUUGUGGAGGACAAGAGCAUUAACCAGUCAGAGGUGUUUGUAGAAUUGGUUGAUAAUCACCUAAUAGUUACAGAUGACAAACUGGAGUCGAGACACAACUCAAUCAAAAUCAGGAGGCCGUCUUUCUGUCCCAUACACAAUCUCAGGAAGGAUGACAUUGGAGCGUUACCAGAGGACAUUUUAAAUAGAGGGAUAGAUGUUGGGGCAGCUGUGAUACUAGAAUCGGCCGACAACAAAAUUCUCCUGACUCGUCGAUCAAAGAGCCUCCGCACAUUUCCAGGCAUUUGGGUUCCACCAGGUGGACAUGUAGAAAAAGAUGAAACGUUCAUUGAAGCAGGAUUGCGAGAACUGCACGAGGAGACUGGAUUGAAGAUAUUGCCCUCCCAGUGUGUCGGGGGUAAUGUACAGAUACUGGCCCUUUGGGAGUCUGUUUUUCCUCCCAAACUGACCCUCGGACUGCCAAAGCGCCACCAUGUUGUUGUCUACCUGUAUGGGAAGCUGACCUCUGACCUCACAUCCGAUGUUCUUACGGAGAGCAUCCAACUGCAGCCGGAGGAGGCUGAGGCGUGUGUGUGGCUUGACAGGAAAAUCUCACAGGAUAUCGUGGCCCGCAAUGAGGAGGAAAAGUCUGAUAUUGACUUCAACCAAUUAAAUUUACCAGACAUGUUAAAGGGACUUAUCAUACGAGAUGAAGAUAAGAAACAGGUGACAAGUGACGUCCCUCUCCGGCCACUGUUCAACACGUCAAGUGAUACAAGUGACGGAGAACGUGUCAGCACUGGGACCAAAUUUGCUCUGGAGGAGUGGCUCAAUAAGACAUCGAAAUCAGCAGCUUUGUGAUACUCAAUCUUAACCUAGCCUUUCCUACACUAACCUGGAGGGGAGGCUAAACAAUACAGCGAAGUCUACAGUCCAGUGAUACUCAGUCUUAACCUAGCCUUUCUUACACUAACCUGGAGGAUAUGCAAAAUAGGUGCUAAAUUUGCAGGCCUGUGAUUCUUAAUCUCAUUCCAUUCCAAGGACCUUUACCCACAACAUUUAAACAUUGAAAUAAGGAAAAAAUUCUUUUCACUACGAAUAGUAAAAUUAUGGAAUAGUCUUCCAGAGGAUAUGAUAUCAGCACCAUCAAUAAAUACAUUUAAGAACAGACUCGAUAAACACCGGAUUGACCAGGCAAUUAUUUAUAAUUUCAGAGUUAACAUAGCUUGUUAAACACAUGAUGUCCAUACCCAAACUUUCAUGUAUCUAUAUAUAUGUGUACAUGUAUCUAUAUAUAUAUGUGAACAUGUAUCUAUAUAUA